GCAGUCACGUGUCCCAGCUGUCCAGCCUGAGGCUUUUAGUGCGCUUGCGCCGCAGCGGGGCAGGGCAGAGUGUGUUUCCGCAGGGGUUCCUACGGCGGGAGCGUGCGCGUGGGCGUCGCGGUCGUCUUCUCCGCGCACAGCCUAAGAUGUGAUCAUGCCAGCCAGACAACUCCAAACCCUGGCAGGUUUGCACAGCAUAUCAUCAAAGGCUCAUCAGUGCCAGAGACUUACUAGGCUUACAUUAAGACCACUUACAAAAUUUGAAAGUACAGCAUGCCACAACAGCCUGACAAUACAGCAACAUUUAGACUCAUUCCUUCCGAGCAUAACAGCUGACAGUUUGAAUAAGCCCAAGAUCCCGGAAACGAGCCGGGUAAUAUCAAACGCAAGCAGACUCUUUCCGUUAAACGCUGUCCAUUGGUUGGAUAGAAAAGAACAUCGGCCAAGCAUGCAUGCCUUUGGGACUCACAGGAGCAUGACCCACAAACCAAAUUUCUUGUGUUCUAAGUGGUUUAUAAAAGCAGUGAAAAGGCAUCACUCGUCUGUAUCAAAUGAAGCCCUUGUUCCCAAACAAGACCUUCCACAGAUCAAGAGGCCACUGAAAGCAUCCCGGACCCGGCAACCAUCCAGGACCAACCUUCCAGAUCUGUCUGUGAAUGAGGACCUGAUGCAGUGCACAGCGUUUGCAACAGCAGAUGAAUAUCACCUGGGAAGUCUGUCUCAAGAGCUGGUCUCCUGUGGCUAUGUGGAAGUGACAAGCCUGCCUAGAGAUGCAGCAAAUAUUUUGGUUAUGGGUGUGGAGAGUUCUGCAAAAGAAGGCGAUGCCGGAACAAUUUUCUUGUUCAGGGAAGGAGCUGCUGUGUUCUGGAAUGUAAAAGACAAAACUUACCAACAGUAGUCACACUUCUAGGAUGGUGGGCCUUGGCCAUAGGGCUGUACCUUAACUCUUAGCAGUUCUUCCAGAAAUACCUCACAGCAGGAAGACAUUUGCAGCAGAAUUGAUGCCCUAAGAUGGCAGAGAAUGGAAAUCAUCACACAAGGAUAAAGAGUCAAGGUCUAUAAAUGAAUUGCACAUUCUCCUUUAAGGAGACUAGCAGUAAGAUCAAAAACUCAGAUGACAGCAGAUGCUGGCGAGGAAACGGAGAAAGAGGAACACUCCUCCAUUGCUGGUGGGAUUGCAUACUGGUACAACCAUUCUGGAAAUCAGUCUGGAGGUUCCUCAGAAAAUUGGACAUUGAACUGCCUGAGGAUCCAGCUAUACCUCUCUUGGGCAUAUACCCAAAAGAUGCCUCAACAUAUAAAAAAGACACGUGCUCCACUAUGUGCAUCGCAGCCUUAUUUAUAAUAGCCAGAAGCUGGAAAGAACCCAGAUGCCCUUCAACAGAGGAAUGGAUACAGAAAAUGUGGUACAUCUAUACAAUGGAAUACUACUCAGCUAUCAAAAACAACGACUUUAUGAAAUUCGUAGGCAAAUGGAGGGAACUGGAAAAUAUCAUCCUGAGUGAGGUAACCCAAUCACAGAAAAACACACAUGGUAUGCACUCAUUGAUAAGUGGCUAUUAGCACAAAUGCUUGAAUUACCCUAGAUGCCUAGAACAAAUGAAACUCAAGAUGGAUGAUCAAAAUGUGAAUGUUUCACUCCUUCUUUAAAAGGGGAAUAAGAAUACCUGUGGCAGGGAAUAGAGAGGCAAAGAUUAAAACAGACACAGAAGGAACACCCAUUCAGAGCCUGCCCCACAUGUGGCCCAUACAUAUACAGCCAUCCAAUUAGACAAGAUGGAUGAAGCAAAGAAGUGCAGGCCGACAGGAGCUGGAUGUAGAUCGCUCCUGAGAGACACAGCCAGAAUACAGCAAAUACAGAGGCGAAUGCCAGCAGCAAACCACUGAACUGAGAACAGGACCCCUGUUAAAGGAAUCAGAGAAAGAACUGGAAGAGCUUGAAGGGGCUCAAGACCCCAUAUGUACAACAAUGCCAAGCAACCAGAGCUUCCAGGGACUAAGCCACUACCUAAAGACUAUACAUGGACUGACCCUGGGCUCCAACCUCAUAGGUAGCAAUGAAUAGCCUAGUAAGAGCACCAGUGGAAGGGGAAGCCCUGGGUCCUGCUAAGACUGAACCCCCAGUGAACGUGAUUGUUGGGGGGAGGGUGGCAAUGUGGGGAGGAUGGAGAGGGGAACACCCAUAAAGAAGGGGAGGGGGAGGGAUUAGGGGGAUGUUUGCCCGGAAACCGGGAAAGGGAAUAACACUCGAAAUGUAUAUAAGAAAUACUCAAGUUAAUAAAAAAAAAAAAAGAGAGACUAGCAGUGAAGAUGUCCAUAUGUAUAGUAUUGGAGUGGUAGUAUUGCUAUCCGCUAAACUUCCUGAAAGACACACGUACACACACACACACACACACACACACACACACAGUCUUCUAUCAACAUAAUGGCUGACACACUCCUCAGGUAUUCCUGAAUCAUUACUUACUAAAACCUAUGUUCUAUCUUGGCACACACACACACACACACACACACAGUCUUCUAUCAACAUAAUGGCUGACACACUCCUCAGGUAUUCCUGAAUCAUUACUUACUAAAACCUAUGUUCUAUCUUGGCACACACACACACACACACACACACACACAGUCUUCUAUCAACAUAAUGGCUGACACACUCCUCAGGUAUUCCUGAAUCAUUACUUACUAAAACCUAUGUUCUAUCUUGGCCACCAUGGACCCAGGCCAGUAACCCUCAUGGUCCACAAUCCCCAACUCUUACACAUUGGCAGCAUCUUGGUCUCUGCCCUACACUUCUCAGGCAGGGACCUUCUCCUUUCAGGGCAAUGACCAUUCUCUCCUUCCCUUGAGUUCUUCUCCUCUCCUCCCCCCACCCCCAAGGAACCUCAAAGUCCUGCCUCUGUCUCCCUGCUCAGCUAUUGGCUGCUGCCAACUAUUUAACAAUUAGAACCAGCUUGAGGCAGGGACCAUCAGUAUCUUACAUGCAGACAUGCGAGUUGUAAUUUGGGAUAACUCAGCUAACAUAUAUAAGCAGUAAACCCAGUCUACAACAUAGUAUAAUUCCAUUCAUAUAAGAAACAGAUUACACUUAUGAUGUUCAUAGAAACCAUGUGGAUACAUGUAGGAUCUGUCCUUAGCCCUGCAGAACAGAUAUGUAAAGAUUAUUUACGAGGUUUAAUCACAGUUACCUCAGGAUCAGGACUCAGGACCAUUUUCCCCCUUUAUGUUGCUUUAGCUUUUCUUAAAUUUAGCUUAUGUAUGUGAGUGGUUUGCCUGCCUGUUUGUAUAUGCACCGUGUCAAUGCUGGGUGCCUAAGGGAGUCGGAAGACAGCAUCAGGUCCUCAGGAACUGGGUUACAGUUUGCCACCAUGUGGGUGCUGCAAACUGAACCUAGGUCUUCUGCAACAAAUGAGGUUAACCAAGGAGCCAUCUCUCCAGUCCCUGUUUCUUUAGUUUUCACAAAUAAUUUGUCUGUACUUUUUUUUUUAAGAGACUUAACAAAUAAACUGUAAUAUUAGGAAUGGUUUUUCUUUCCAUUGCUGGAUAAUGGUAAUUUUUAUUUUCUUUAUGCUCAUCUGCUGUUUCCAGAUGUUGAAAUAAAUAAAUGUACGUCCCGUCAGUUAGUUUUACUACAUCCCAUCUGUUAGUUUACUUCUCAUAGUGAACUUGCCUUUUCUUUAAAGCUAAGACUCAGAAAACGUGCUCCUAAGAUAGUGGACGCCAUCAUGAGCAAAUCAACCCACAUGGUUUACAAGGGAGUUGGUGUGACGCAAACGAAUGUCCUUCUCUCCUAGA
Molecule: messenger RNA, 3792 nt
Organism: Rattus norvegicus (Norway rat)
Lineage: Eukaryota; Metazoa; Chordata; Mammalia; Rodentia; Muridae
Gene: Rmnd1
Product: required for meiotic nuclear division 1 homolog
Biological process (GO): positive regulation of mitochondrial translation
Cellular component (GO): mitochondrion
Source: RefSeq, a predicted model, not a curated record